Molecule: messenger RNA, 7725 nt
Organism: Diaporthe batatas
Lineage: Eukaryota; Fungi; Ascomycota; Sordariomycetes; Diaporthales; Diaporthaceae
Exons: 4
Coding region: 675-6662 (1995 amino acids)
Biological process (GO): termination of RNA polymerase II transcription
Cellular component (GO): nuclear body
Molecular function (GO): helicase activity; transcription termination site sequence-specific DNA binding
Source: RefSeq, a predicted model, not a curated record
AAAUCAUCGAGCUUUUCUUCCCGAGUUUUCUUGCCCAGAGUAACAUAUCAGCAAGGUUGAAGGGGUUCAGAUGCUAAAUUGGUGACGCGGGUAAGCCUUUCUGAGGUACGCGACUUCUCUCGAACCGCACCUAAGUUUUAGCCCUUUGUCUUCGACACAGAUCUUCCGAGUCGUGGUUGAAGCAUCACUCGGCCAUCACCACCUGCCGUCUCCCUCCUUCGAGCCCUCUCGCUGCACCACGAGAGUUGCUAGCCUGUCGCAAACGGAGGAAGCUGAGGCCCGCGGUUUCCUGUGGUCUGCGCCUGCAGCUUCUCGCAUCUGCACUGCGACUCACCUGUCCGAGCCACCCCGAAGGAUUACUUACGGGACCGCAAUAGCGCUCGAUGCUGACGCCGUCUGCUUGCUCCCUUCAAAGUCCCGCGCAAAAUUGAUUUCCAUCCCUUGGGCAGCUUGCUAUACUUGUGCCGUACAUGCUGCCUGCUGCCUAGUCAAGCCCAAGUUGUGCCUGCUCCCUAUCUUGGACUCCGAAGUCCUUCAAAUUUCCACGACACGCGCAGCGUGCGACAACGCUCCUUCGAACAGAACCUGGCCCGAUCUACCUCAACAGACCUCGAUCCAAUUUUCGCCAGCCAAAACUCUCUUCUUCAAUGCGAUGACCGCCACAGCCUCGAAACAUGGACGAUACCAAUAGGCUGUAUGAGGGGAUCACAGAAUCCUAUCAGGAGUGGAUCAACAUACCUGAGAAAUGUCAUCUGCUCUGCCCAAGAAUUACAGACGGUGAUGAAAGCGAUGAUGAGCCAUCCUCUGAGGUUGUUUCAAAGGAACAGGAGCAAAGAAUAGAGGAGGCAAGACGCCGCGUCGAGCUCACUUACGACCUCAGUCUCCUAUUGGGCAUCACAGAGGAGCAGUCCAGUGGCUGGAAAGAGCAAUGGAUCGAACGCACGGAGUCUUUCUUGACCAAUUGCGAUGGCUGCGUGCUGCGCUGGCACAUGCACCGCAAGAACUUCUUCGAGAAACUGCAAGGGUCCUUUGACGAAGACGUCGCUACGAUCAUGGAGAACAAAUUGGACGAGUUCGACAGGGCUCGGAUAGACAGGGGUCUCCAGAGGGCGGUCGCUAUCCUAGAGUCGAAUGGGCCGAUCAGUUCGUCUAAGAUCGCUCAGCAGGACCAAACCGCCAUUUUGGCUCUGUUCGAGUCCCUGUGCUGCAUGGCCUACGUAGGGCAUCCUCAAGUUCGGCAACGCUACUUCAAUAAGGUCUUUCAGGACGUUCAGACUCGUAAGCCGCUGAAGCUGGGAUCGCAGAUAGUACCGACUAUGGCCUUCUUCCUCUUCGAAGAAGACCAGUAUCGCAACCGGUUUGCCAAGUCGGCAUGGGAGGCCCUUAAUCCUGAGUGUCUCACAGAGGAGGAGUUUGACUUCGCGGUCGGCGAAUCUCUCACAAACGCGAUCCGCGAGGUGAGUGUGGUGGACCCUGAAUCGGGCGCUCUACAUGCCUCUCAAAACAAGGUCAGGGUUUUCUGGGAAGGAUUCCUCCUUCUUUUAAACUCCAUGAGCGAGGAGAUCGUGGUCCAUUGCCUUCGUGGCAUGGACGCAGAUGUCUACCAGCUUGCCAUUCAACACCUCCAGCUCUGUCACUCGGACCAAAUCCUACUGCUGGUCCUGCAGGCAAUCGCGGCCCUGCUGCAGAAGUCACCCAAGGCUUUCUGGGGCGCUUUAGACCUUCCACGGGCACAGCUCGCCCAGUUUGUUUUCAUGAACCCAGCCUUCCCGCAUCUACUCUCGCGGUCACUGGAGUAUGAUAGACUCGUCGCCGACGGGCAUAUUCGUGUUCCCUUCCUCGCCGUCUGGGUCAGGACCGUCAUUGGGUCGCUCCAGCAGCACGAGUUGCCAGACGUGUGCCAGUCCCUCACAGACCAUCUCUUUUCUCCCCGUCCCGACUUGGAUGCUUCCAGGGAAGCACAAGUGACUCGAACGAUUGCUGGCCUAUACGCUCUGAAGACAUCACUCGACAGUUUCAAUAGUGGCGUGUUCCAGAUCCGCAUGGGCACGUCUAUCAUAUACAUCAAUUCUCUCAUCAAUCUCGUCGUCAAAUACGCAGCAAGCGUCAUCAAUCUUGCGGCAGAGCUCCGGGCAGAGGAUCGGUUCAAUGUAGGCUUAUCACAAACGGCUGUCGAUGUCAUCAAGACUUCUCUUGUUCUUGACUCGAAAACGACCCGCACCGAAUGGAUGGCACUUAUGCGUGGGAAUGUUAAGAUACCUCGGACCAACCCGAGACAUUCUGCUCAGCUCUGGGACAGAUUUCUCGAAAUAUUUUGGCCCGGUCGGGCUGGCACUGUUGACAUCGCAAAAUCGAUGUUAUCUGCCAUGCACCCGCUCAACGGCAUCGGGAAGCUUCUGCCCCCAAAGAAAGAGACCCUGAAGGACCCUGAAAAGAUACUUUUCAACCAGGACCUGGACCGAACGGCAGAAGCAGUUGGCCGCAUGCUGGAGCGUCUCAGUGGCUUCGCCUCUGCGGACCUAGAAGGUCUGUGCAGUGACCAACAAAGCGGUCUGAUGUAUGCCGUUGUUGCGUCUCUGGUGCACGCUGAGGAUCCCAUCCGCGAGGCUGGCAACUCCUUGAUCAAGACUAUCACAGGCGAAGCAACGAGGACGGAGGCAGUAGCCCAGAUGGCUUCCGACUACUUUCAGCCUUUCCUGUCCACGUUCUCCGACGUCGUCCGCGGUGUCACAUACGACAAAGACUCGAUGAAGCCUUUUGCGCCAAUGCCCCAUGUCUUGACUUGCAGUAAGGACAUGGUGGGUGCGCUUUGUGACACCUCCGGGCUACUCAGGUCAAGGACACUAUCGGGUAUCGAGUACACUGCUGUUAUGUCUUGGUGGACGACCCAAUGGGAAGGAUUACAGCACGCUUUCUUUCAGCUCCGAGUUUGGAACGAACAAAUGGACAAGACAAUUCUCGAGUCGUUUUGCCGGAAGGCGAUGGAGCUCGCUCAGGCACUCCUCGACCAGGACGGCGUGGUCGCGUCAGCGCUCGGAGCACAGAACGCAGAGGCUGAAGCAAUGAAGACUGUUUUGGAGCAGCCACGGCUUAACACGUACGGAAUAACAAAUAUGAUCAAGCUCCGCGACAUCGUUCUCUUGGAUACGACCGUGCAGACACUGCUCAAGCUUUUUAGUCGACUCGCUCAAUUUGGGCUCGAUCUAGAUACAAAGAGUGUUUCCACUAUUCGGCAAGCCUGUGUUAUAGGGCCGAGUGGCAAACACGCAAUCAACAGCAAUCUGACUGCCACGCAGAAAGUUGAGCUUCUAAAGGCGAUCGGGGAAGAGGAGGAGACCCUCACCGUGUCGAAGGUCACUGAACGGCCCAAGAAACAAAGCAGCCUCGAUGCAUGGUCAAAGUCUGGGACGAGCACUCCACUGUCUCGGUCUGGAAGCACUACGCCUAUUGCUUCAACCCGACCAGACGUCAAGCCUUCUUCAAGCAAGCUCGAAAAGUUGCGCUUGACAGGUGAGAAGACCAAGCCGAAGCUGCUAAGACCAGAGCCAAAUAAACACAGCUCAUUGAGAUUCCUCGAGGAUCGAAAGCGUGCACAGGCCCAACAGGCUGAGCGAAAAGCCGCUGCUAUAGCGGAAGCUAAAGCUCUACGUGUUGUACCUGGGGAAGGUUCGGGAUUGAGGGGCGUGUCCGGUGUUCUCGGCAAAGAUCACGGCCCGCAGCCAAAGAGCGAGAUGAUGGUCGACAGCUCGGAAGAAGAAGAAGACUCUUCGGAUGACGAUUCCCUGAUUACCACGAAAGGUGGCAACAAGCUAGACCACGACACAAGACAGCGUGAACUUCAGUUGGCGGCCAAGAAGAUGGGCCCACUGAAGAAGGAGAAGAUGAAGCGGACUGCGAAAGAUCUGCGGGCUCGGAUCAUUCCUCCCAUGGACGUUCUGCACCAGUCCAUUCUCGAGUGGGAUAUUUUCCACGAGGGCAAUGACCCGCCAAAUGGCGAUGUGUGCGUCGAGGUUGCGAACACCUACAUGACUCAUCAGGACUACAAGGCGACCUUCUUCCCUCUUUUGCGAUACGAGGCAUGGCGAUCCUUCGUGACGGCUAAGGAUGAGACCACGUCGAAGCCGUUUGGUAUCAAGGUGAUGAACCGCAUGACCGUCGAUAAGUUUAUGGAGGUCACCACUUCGAUGCCCAGGGCACAGAAUAAAGAGAUGGGGCUCAGUGAGGGGGACAUAUUGAUAAUAUCACAGUCAGAGGACCCACUGAAUCAGAAGAAGGCUGCUCACUGCUUGGCUCGCAUUUGGAAGACGACGUACAAGAAAGAUAACCUCGAAGUGGCAUACCGUCUUAACGCCAGAAACAAUCAGAUCAUGCCAUUCCUGCAGGCAGGCGCACAGUUCCAUGCAGUCAAGAUAACCAACAUGACGACGGUUGAGCGGGAGUACGCUGCGCUGGAGAGUCUGCAGUACUAUGAUCUUUUGGACGAAGUGCUGGAGGCAAAGCCUUCACCGCUGCUCAAUUAUGGACGUGAAGCCAUCGAUUCGGUAAUGAAGACUUACUUUUUGAACCCCGGCCAGGCAAAAGCGAUCAUGAAUGCCAAGGACAACGACGGCUUCACUUUGGUUCAAGGCCCCCCUGGAACGGGUAAAACCAAGACCAUUGUCGCUAUGGUUGGUGCACUUCUCACGGGACACAUCAAUACCAAGCCUGCCGCUGCCGUUGCUGUCAGUCGACCGCAUGACCUGGGAAGUCAGGCAAGACAGCCUCCUCCGAUGAAGAAAUUACUGGUUUGUGCUCCAAGCAACGCCGCCGUUGAUGAACUUGUUCUGCGGUUGAAACAAGGGGUCACGACGAUGAACGGCGCCCACCACAAGAUCGGUGUUCUGCGACUGGGCAGGUCUGAUGCGAUCAACACACUUGUCAAAGACGUGACCCUCGAUGAGCUCGUCAAAGCCAAGAUGGAAGCUGACAAUAACAAGAACGGCCCGGGUGCCAGUGAGCGUGACAAAUUGCACCAAGAGGCCGGUGAAAUCAAAAAGCAGUUGAACGACGUACGUCCUAUGCUCGAUGCUGCGAGGGCUAGUGGUGACAGGGAAGCUGAGACCAAUCUGGAACGCGAAUUUGACCAACUGAAGCGUCGCCAGCGCCAGAUUGGUGCCCAAAUUGACCGCGACAAGGACAGCAGCAACACGUACGUCCGAGAGAGCGAGGUCAGGCGCAGAGCGAUCCAGCAGCAAAUUCUCGACUCGGCGCAGGUGCUGUGCGCAACACUCAGUGGUAGUGGUCAUGAGAUGUUCAAAAACCUGAACGUUGAGUUUGAGACAGUGAUCAUUGAUGAGGCGGCGCAGUGUGUGGAGCUCAGUGCUCUGAUUCCACUCAAGUAUGGAUGCACCAAGUGUAUCCUCGUCGGCGACCCCAAGCAAUUGCCGCCUACGGUUCUCUCUCAAUCUGCAGCUCGAUUUGGGUACGACCAGAGUUUGUUCGUGCGUAUGCAAACGAAUCAUCCCAAUGACGUCCACCUACUCGAUACACAGUACCGAAUGCACCCGGAGAUCAGUGCAUACCCUAGUGCCGAAUUCUACGAGGGCAAGCUUUAUGACGGAGGUGACAUGACGGCCCUCCGCACCCAGAAAUGGCACGAGAGCAAGUUGCUUGGUCCUUACCGGUUCUUCGAUGUCGAGGGUAUCCAGGAGCGCGGCCGCAAGGGACAGUCGCUGGUCAACACGAACGAACUUGAGGUCGCCAUGCAGCUGUUUUCCCGCUUCAAAAUCGACUAUGCGGACUGCAAUCUCAAGGGGAAGGUGGGGAUAAUCACACCGUACAAGGCCCAACUCUUUGCACUGAAAGAUCGUUUCGCCAAUCGUUUUGGCGAGGGUGUCUUUGACGAGGUGGAAUUCAACACGACCGACGCGUUCCAGGGUCGUGAAUGCGAAAUCAUCAUCUUCUCUUGCGUCCGAGCCAGCCCAACAGGAGGUAUUGGCUUCAUGACUGACAUCAGGCGUAUGAACGUCGGCCUGACACGUGCGAAAUCGUCACUCUGGAUUCUUGGAGACUCCAGAGCAUUGGUGCAGGGCGAGUUCUGGGCCAAGUUGAUCAAGGAUGCCAAAGCAAGAGACCGCUACACUCGGGGUGACGUGCUGGCCCUGCUGAGGAAGCCGAGCGAGAAGGUUCCACGAGCUCAGAAUGGCCACGGCAGCUACAAGUCGUUCGACAUAGAAAUGAAGGACGCACCUGCGACGGCACCCAAACCAGAAAUGCCUUCAGGAGGCCCUGCCCCGCCAUCACAGGGCGUCAGCGGACUUAACGCGAAGGGAGAGAACAAUCUUCAGCCAGCGAGAGGAGCGGGACCACCCCAGAUCGGAAAUUCAAAGAAGAGGCCCCUUGAGGAUGACAGCCAGUCUCCAGCACCCAAGCGUCAAAACCAUCCUUUGGCAAGUGGCCGGCCAGUCCCAACUGGUCCCAGAGCAGCGGGCCCGACUGCACCGCCCAAACCUAGACCGCCGCCGCCGAAGCCUGUUGAUCCGUCGGCCAUGGAGGUAUUGGGGCUUGCGCCUCCUUCGCGGCCUCCGCCUCCCCCGGCCAACCCAGUGCAAGCAACGAGGCCACCGCCACCGGGACCGUCGAAUGCACCGCCUAGGGUAAGUCGCGAUGCUUUUUCAAAUUGAUAUUGGGACCAGGCUAAGUCUUUCAGGGACCACGACCACCAAAGAAGAAGAAGGACCCUUUCAUUCAGCGAAAGCCGAAGAGGACUUGAUGUUUGUCUCGCGUUGCCUUUCCCCCUCUAUCAUCUAUACCCUUUUACCUUUUUUCACUGCAUAGGCAUCAAUAGAGACGGAAGGCGGUUUGAAAUUCUUGGCUUGACUGCUUUGGUAGGCUCAUGGGACCAGCUCAUGAUGGAGCAUCGUCAACGGCGUUGGCGACAUGGUUUGAUAUACUUGUUUAUGGACGAGAGCAUUAGAUCCGGGAUGCCUGUCGCGAUCUGAGGACCUCGGGGAUUUGAACCAGAUCAAUCCUGGGGGCAUGGGGGUCGCUCGGGAUUUCUAAAGCGGGUAAACUAUGGAAAUCAGACAGCGGAGCACCAGGCCGAAAACAUAUACAUUCGAGAAGAGGAGCCUGGCGAUAGUCCGGGGCCAGUUGAGGGCCAGAGCCUGCAUUCCUUUGCAGUGAGCAUGGGCAUGAGAUGGGUGUGGAUAUGGGCUCCGCAAUCGUAUUCCAUGGCGACAAUGGAGCUGUCGGUGUUGCUGUUGCGGUGGUGAUGGGCGAGGUGUGGUGUGGUUCGCGAGUUUGUGACACGUCGUUCGUCUUGUAUAAAAGGACGAAACAUUCCUGCGUCUCCCCCCUUGUCCUUACGAAACGGGCGCCGGGCGUGGCAAGGAUAUUUGCUGGAUGGCAGGCGGGAUGCAACCUGCCCAGGACCCCAGCCAACGGAACAGUCCUGUUCGGCUGUCUGGCUAUCACCGAUUGCCAGUUACAUCGGGGGGGAGGGGGUCACGCCAUCACCGAAGCACUCAAGUGCUCAACUGCCCAAGUGCCCAAGUGCCUAAUAAAUGCCAGGACACGUUAAGGUGCCACUGCCAACCCGGAGUGUCGGGGCUCCGCCCUGGAGAAAGCCCACCCGACGGCACGGCUCUCGAUCUUGAUGCUUCAUCAUCAUUAUCUCGUGACCAGCAGCCAGACAGCUUUCUGGAGCAGAGCUGCAGCAGUGUCAUGAUUGAGUUUUGGCGAUUC